Messenger RNA from Fusarium mangiferae, 783 nucleotides. RefSeq lists its product as uncharacterized. The transcript has 2 exons. The record is from RefSeq and is a predicted model, not a curated record. Bases 1 to 783 code for a protein of 260 amino acids. NCBI's taxonomy places the organism in Eukaryota, Fungi, Ascomycota, Sordariomycetes, Hypocreales, Nectriaceae.
AUGCGUCCCGCCUCGAACCUCCUUCAGCUGGCUGUCUGCCUCUCCUCUGUUGCCCCUCUAGCGGCAGCAUGGCCUAACUGGUUUCCUCCUGCCGAUUCAGUCGUUGUCCGACGCGUUGCACAUGAAGCCAUGCCACAGGAGACCGGCGUUAUCAAGGCUCGUCAAGACAAAACCGACAAUGAAGAGGCUUCAAGCACCCGAAAGAACGGCGCUAAACAGACCAACUUGAACACCGCCAAAGUCGAGACAGGCACUGAGACUGGAACUACAGACAACACCAAGACCGCUACCGAGACAGGCAAGAAGAAGUCCGGCACCAAAACUGGAACAUCUGCACCCAAGCGCACAACCUUCUCUGCCGAUGUUCAGCCCGGUGGUGUGAGCAUGACACUUCCCGAUACCAUGUAUGUUCCCACACCUCUCUUCAAGAUUGGUGACUACGCCACCUUCGGCUGGAACUACACCUCACUUGAGGGCACACCAACUGCCAUCGACGUCCUUGUCAGCCAGUCUUCCGCAGGCGAGACAUACACUCUCACUGCCAAUAUGACUUUUGCGACCAACCCUACCUUCGUCUGGGACACCAGCAAGCAGGCCAACGACCCCGAUGCUCCUCUCGUGGUCGGCAUGUACACUCUCGUCAUCAAGGAUUCUGACUCGGCCAUCACCGACCUGCCCUCUCCUGGCUACCUGCAAGUUGAGAAGACCUUCCAGUUUGGCAUGUACACACCUGCAGCCUACACACCCUAUCCCCAGUGGAACUGUGAUAUCUGCAACAACUAG